This is a messenger RNA of Closterium sp. NIES-65, 2070 nucleotides long. NCBI's taxonomy places the organism in Eukaryota, Viridiplantae, Streptophyta, Zygnematophyceae, Desmidiales, Closteriaceae. The record is from the annotation of a GenBank genome assembly.
AUGUGCAAAGCGACCAGGGGUGCAUACCAUGGUGGCAAGACGGGUGCAUACCAUGGUGGCAAGACGGGUGCAUACCAUGACGCCAAGACGGGUGCAUACCAUGGUGGCAAGACGGGUGCAUACCAUGGUGGCAAGACGGGUGCAUACCAUGGUGGCAAGACGGGUGCAUACCAUGGUGGCAAGACGGGUGCAUACCAUGGUGUGGAUUUGGGUGUGUCAGGUGAUAAAGCCGUGUGGGCAGGUGCUAAAGCCGUGUGGGCAGGUGAUAAAGCCGUGUGGGCAGGUGAUAAAGCCGUGUGGGCACGUGAUAAAGCCGUGAAGGCAGGUGAUAAAGCUGUGUGGGCAGGUGGUAAAGCCGUGUGGGCAGGUGAUAAAGCCGUGUGGGCAGAUGAUAAAGCCGUGUGGGCAGGUGAUAAAGCCGUGUGGGCAGGUGAUAAAGCCGUGUGGGCAGGUGAUAAAGCCGUGUGGGCAGUUGGCAUGCUUGUUUGCAGCGCGCAUGGUGCAAGUGCAGCGCGCAUGGUGCAAGUGCAGCGCGCAUGGAGCAAGUGCAGCGCGCAUGGUACAAGUGCAGCGCGCAUGGAGCAAGUGCAGCGCGCAUGGUGCAAGUGCAGCGCGCAUGGAGCAAGUGCAGCGCGCAUGGACCAAGUGCAGCGCGCAUGGAGCAAGUGCAGCGCGCAUGGAGCUAGUGCAGCGCGCAUGGAGCAAGUGCAGCGCGCAUGGAGCAAGUGCAGGGUGCAUGGAGCAAGUGCAGUGCGCAUGGAGCAAGUGCAGCGCGCAUGGAGCAAGUGCAGCGCGCAUGGAGCAAGAGCAGCGCGCAUGGAGCAAGUGCAGCGCACAUGGAGCAAGUGCAGCGCGCAUGGAGCAAGUGCAGUGCGCAUGGAGCAAGUGCAGUGCGCAUGGUGCAAGUGCAGCGCGCAUGGAGCAAGUGCAGCGCGCAUGGUGCAAGUGCAGCGCGCAUGGAGCAAGUGCAGCGCGCAUGGAGCAAGUGCAGCGCGCAUGGAGCAAGUGCAGCGCGCAUGGUGCAAGUGCAGCGCGCAUGGAGCAAGUGCAGCGCGCAUGGAGCAAGUGCAGCGCGCAUGGACCAAGUGCAGCGCGCAUGGAGCAAGUGCAGCGCGCAUGGAGCUAGUGCAGCGCGCAUGGAGCAAGUGCAGCGCGCAUGGAGCAAGUGCAGGGUGCAUGGAGCAAGUGCAGUGCGCAUGGAGCAAGUGCAGCGCGCAUGGAGCAAGUGCAGCGCGCAUGGAGCAAGAGCAGCGCGCAUGGAGCAAGUGCAGCGCACAUGGAGCAAGUGCAGCGCGCAUGGAGCAAGUGCAGUGCGCAUGGAGCAAGUGCACUGCGCAUGGUGCAAGUGCAGCGCGCAUGGAGCAAGUGCAGCGCGCAUGGUGCAAGUGCAGCGCGCAUGGUGCAAGUGCAGCGCGCAUGGAGCAAGUGCAGCGCGCAUGGGCUGGGUGCGCGCUUGCAAUGCACAACAUGCGUUCUCACAACCCCUCCGGUAACACUCCCUGCCCCACCCCGCCCUCCCUGCCUACUGCCCCCUUGCCUGCGACGCCUCCGCCCUUCCCUCCCUUUGCAGCAGCAGGGGCAGGUGAUGCAGCCGCUGCUGCUGCUGUUGCUGUUGAUGGUCCAUCGAAGAAAUCAGGCGGAAGGGCGGAGGCCGAAGCAGGAGCAGCAGGAGCAGCAGGGGAAGAGGGUGUAGCAGCAGCGGGAGCAGAGGGAGCAGCAGGAGCGGCAGCAGCUGGUGCAGGGGCAUCGAAGAAAUCUGCUGGUAGGCUGGUGGUGCUGGGAGGAGCAGCGGAGGCUGCCGAGGCAGGCGCCGUGGCACGGGCGGCAAGGGCAGCAGAGGUGGCAGGGACAGAUCCAGAUGGUCCAGAUGAUUGCCUCACAGGCAACGCGGUUGCUGCUGGGUGCGCUGCUGCUGGUGGGUUGGCAGGCACAGAGGCAGCAAUGGUGGAAGUGGCGGACGGCAUGUCUGGUGCGACGGGGGCGAAGAAGGGGAGGAGAGAGGGUGAUGAUGGGAAGGUGGAAAGGAGCAUGAGAGGGGCGGGGGGACAAGAGAAGGGUGAGAAAGAAUGA